Molecule: messenger RNA, 8778 nt
Organism: Lagopus leucura (white-tailed ptarmigan)
Lineage: Eukaryota; Metazoa; Chordata; Aves; Galliformes; Phasianidae
Gene: SZRD1
Product: SUZ RNA binding domain containing 1
Exons: 4
Coding region: 5907-6320 (137 amino acids)
Source: RefSeq, a predicted model, not a curated record
CUUCGCCUCGGGCCUAGCCCGGCGUGCUGCCUCAGCUCUCCUGGAGCUGUUGGUACGGCCCUGAUCGCGGUGAGGAGCUUGGGGCUCUUCCUGGGCAGCCCUCUGCCUCCGUUAGGCCGCCUCAUGGCUUGUGGUUGGGUCGUGUCGUGCUGAGAGGCUGCAGAUGGGUUCUGCACGCUUCCCUCGUGUAACAAAAUCAGUAAACUUAAUAGCACGGACAAGUGGUGUGUGGGGGGUUCGUUACUCCGUAGCCUGAGAAAGAGGAUCGCAUCUGUUGAUUGAGAGCUGCUGUUUGUAGGGAGUUCUGUGGGCUCGUUGACGCUCAGAGGGCAGAAGAACGCUGUAACAAUUGGCUCUGCAGCAAGAGGGCAGCUUGGGUUUGGUCAGCGGCUGCUGCAGGAAUUGGGUUACAGGUGGGGAGCGGGGUGGGGGCAAAAUAGAAGCUGUAAUCCAAUGCCCUCGUCUCUGCGAGGUGCCAGGCAGGGCUGGCGCUGCUACUAGCACCGUGAUCCUGUGAUAAUGGGAAACCUCGCAUAGGAUGGAGGAGUUAAUUUAAGGGCUCAUUAAAUUGCUUCAUGAAGAGACAUCGCUUGUGGCUGGGAGCUGAUAAUAGCUGAGGCCUAGAGUAAUGGUUUAAAAUUGCAGGGCUGCUCAAAUCCCAGGCACCAGUUGUCUGUCUUGUUUGUCUUCACAGCUUUUACCUUUUGGUGCUCUUUCAAAACCCUUAGAAGGGAAAUCUCAUCGCCUGUCCUUUCUGACGCCCCUUUCCAGCAAGUCCAGGCUGCAGAGACAUUACACUUGUGCCACACAGUGGGGAGCAGACAUUUCUCUAGGAGCUGACACCACGCUUGCAGCUGCUUUUGCAGUUGUCCAGGCUUUGGGUGCCUGUAAAAGCACUCGGAGCAAGGAGAAAACUGAGCUGUCUCCAGCAGGAGUUAUUAUUGUGCAAGAGAAGACAUGGAAGCUGUCUUCUAGCAGCCAAGAUAUUUUAGAAAGGUCAUGCUGCAGCCUGCAGGAAGGAGGAUCUCUGCCACUGCUGAUGGCUGCAGGAAGUCAAAGCUGGGAUGGACCUGUGGGGACAUGGACUUGCUCUCUUCUGGCUUUCUGCUUGAAGCAAGUGGGUGCUGCUGGGGGCUCUCUGAGUCACUACAGCAAUUAUUGCUGCCAGGGGCAGAUUCUGAAAAGGGGAACAGUGCAGGAAGGGGAGCAGACAGCGUGACUGACGUCAGUUGUUAGCAGUUGAAAUAUAUUUGAGGCACACCUGCUUUUCUUGUGACAAAUUUGCUGCGGUGAGCAGGCUUGAUAUCUGCUGCUUUAGUGGGGUGGAUUUUCUAUUGGAAGUGUGAGUGAAAAAAACUGUGUGCAGGGGGAGCUUAGAAGUUGGUUUGCCACCGUAAUCAUUAUGUUGUUUUUGUCGUGAGGCAUUUGCUGUGGUUUCUUUCACCUAUACCUUACCUGGCAUGGGUCUGGAACAGAGCCUAACUUAGAGAUAUGAUAGCCAUGGUCCAGAGGGAUAUGCAGUAAAACGUUAAAGAUAAAACCUAGCAUGCCAAGGAGCAGCUUUAACUAUAUUCUGAACUUUGUAAGCAGUUGUGAACCUGACCAGUUAUUCUUCAGACCUUUCAGCACAUAUUCGAGGAAAUAGGAGAAAUGUAGCCAAGGGAGAUCUGUGGUUCUGGGUGUGUAGUUUUCUGCUAAGUCACCUGAGGGUGUUCUAUGGAGCAGAAAGGAUGCUGAGAUAUUUAGUGCUCAUUUUUUCCCUCUGUAUGUGUGGCUCUUGGUGCUGGGCUCCUAAAUCAGUAAGAUUCUAGGUCUUGAAGAAGGUGCUUCUCAGCAAGAAGCAGUUUUGGGCUGAGCAGAGUUGCUGUGGCUUUCCUAGUCAGUAUGGCAGCACAUGUAGCUUUUGUGGAUUUGGCUUUACAGACAGCACUGAGACCUUAAUUCACCGAAGGGAUGCUGGUGCCCUUUGAAAGGGGAAAAGCCAAAAUACCUGAUGCAGCUUCUCUUUUGGACUUGGUCAGUCAAAGCAGCUAUAAGAAAGAGAGUUGAUUUUAUUUAUUUUUCUUAAUGCAGCUUCUGUUUGUCUUCUAGUUUUCUGUGUCAUCAGAAUGACCCAGUGCUUGCCAGCUCAAGGAGCAGCUCGUUUGCUGUGUGCCACCCUGUGUGCCCAUACAUGAAGCAGAAACCUCUGCUCCAGUAGUUCCACCUACCCUGAGAGUUUUGCAGGCGUGGGGGAUGUUACAUCUGAGUUCUGUGCACCAAGCUGAUGCAGCAGAAUUUUGUGGGGCCAGCAGGUCUGGCUAACAAGGCUCUGUGUUGCACAACUGCCUGUGUACAGGUAUUUGAAAAGUCUGAAACGGGGAGGUUUUGCUGUCAGUGAGUUACAAAGGGGGAACUGGUGUGUGAGUGAGCUGUCUGGGGUUGUCUAAGAGGCUGGUGGCAGGAUCCAAGUGUGAGGCAUCAAGGAGACAGUCUGGGUUGGUAAACAUGAAUAGGACUUCAUGCAUUGCUCAUUUCUCUGUUGUGUGGCCUUCCCAGGAAGAAGGAAAUCACAAAAGGGUGGUGUGUUUUUGAGCCUAUUGACCUGGUUAAACCAAUUGUUACACAUCAGAUGGGAAGCCAUACUUCAAAUUGGAGUGAAAACCCUGUACCCAGGGGUCACAUUGAGCUGGAGGUGUGUGUGGGUAGGGGGAUCAUCUGCUGGUAUUGCUGUGUGCCAGGAGGGUUUGAUGCUUGCUGAGCUCCUUUCUGCCUUCUCUGUGCAAAUGGUAGUGGGAGCAGGCCGGGCUUCCUGCUUUGGAUUUCACCCUUCAGCAGAGGCAGGUGAAUCAUUGGUUGCAAAGGCCUACAUCUGGGUUUUGGCUGGCGUUUCUUCUGUUGCUAAAUGCGAUCAAAGUACACAGAAGUCAAAAGGGAAGUAUUUUGGAGCAUAAUGCUGUGACCUCCAGGCCGUGUAGCCUGCUAACUGCUUGUGUGAUUGGAGGACAAGUCAGCAGGAAGGUACCUUUCAGGGUAGGGCUGUGCUUUGGAGAAAAGCCCUGAGGAUAACUGGUGUUUUCUGCUGUCAGGAAGCAGCGAGAGGGGGGACAGGCUCACUGUGAGUUCUGUGAAUAUUUACUGAAUAUUUGCCUUAGGUAUUUGUAAUUGGUUAAAACUCUUGAAACUAGGAAACAAGGCUUUCUGUUCCUGCUGCUCAGCGUUGCCCAAGCAGAGACUGAUAAGAAAAGAGCUUCGUUGGCUAGGAACAAACAAGCUGUGCAUGUCAUAAAGCCAGCAUCUGCAAUGGGAUGUUGCUGUGAGGCAGCAUCACCUGGUAGCAGUCUCUGUUUGUUGCCAGUUUCAGCAGCACGACCUUGGUGAGCAUCUGCCUGUGCCCCUGAACCACGAAGGAGGGGAGGGAGGAGAAACUGCAGCCUUCUUCAGUGCUUCCCCCUAUGUUUGCCUGGCUGAGGAAGGGAGCCUGGCCCUUCCUGUGUUUUGUAGCUGCUGAGGAGCUUUACCUACCUAUGGAAGAUACAGGUGCCAUGCAGCUGAAAGCAGCUGUGGCUUUCUUGGCAUCACGUUGGGUACGGUGCACUGCCAGGGUUACUGCAAGCAGAGCAACUUGGCAAAUUAAUUAAUGAAGCAGUCUGACUCCCACUAGCCUCAGGAAUUGGGAAGUUCUAGUAAUUAACAGAAGAUUUACGUAUCUUCAGAGGAAAGAAAUGAGUCGCUAGCGAGGAGUCAGUUUGCUACCUGGAGAUCAUCUGUUGCUGCUCUCACUGGAUGGUGUUUUCAGGGUGUCUUGUGGUGCCUGUGCUCGGUGGAUGAGGCUCCCACUGCGCUGACGUGGCAGGAUGCAGCUCCAGGCUCAUUCCCUCUUUCUUGGUUUGAUCUCACGCUCUUGUUUUUUGGCAAGGUAGCAGGUUGUAUUCAGAAGUGUCCCCAGCAAAUACAUCAAAGAGCACGGUUAAUGUUUUUCCAGAGCUGUGCAUGUGAAAUGUUAGCAGCUUUUGAAGAGAGCGCAGCUUCCUUUAUCAGUGGCAGCUCUGAGCUCCAGUGUGGCCCUCUUGGUGAGUAUCUCCUCUGUCAAGUAACUGCAUUUUGGAGGCAGAGGGGAGAAAUCCUGCUGCUGUAAGGGAUUUUUAGGGAGCUGAAGUCUUUGCCUGUGCUGAGGCAUUGUUAAAGUUACUCAGCAAACCUGGAAGAAAUAAAUGCCAGCAGUUGCUUUGUUAUUCCUUUCCUCCCAGCUUGGAGUUGCUGCCUUUCAAAGGUCUGGAGAUCUUUUGCAGAGGGGUAAUUAUUUACAAAUAUCUGACAUGCCAUCGUUAUUCCAACCAAGUGCUUGAGGCAGCAGUCAGGGUUAACCUGGGGUUCUCUGCUUGUGCCUCACUUCAAACUGUGAUUCUAUGAGUCUGCCUCAGGAGCACUGAGUCUAAAUAGGUUUGUUUGCAGUCCUCACCUAAUUGCUUUCCAGGAGGCACAGUGAUCCUCACAUGCUUUGCUGUUUGUUGUUUUUUUCCUGGGCUGGAAAGUUGGUUGUGAUGGGACUGGAGCUCAGCUUCCAUUACGUCCUCAUCUACAAAUGCAGUUUAAAUGUCAGAGAACAGUGUCUUCUCCCUGCUGGCUGCUGGGUCCCUUUUAGCAUCUAGACAUAAUAGCACUAAAAAUAGUUUGUUGAGAUUCCCUGCUAAUCUUUGAGAAGGGUGUUUAUAAAAGCACAGGGGCACGAAUGAUGCUUAACUUUUGGUUAUAAAUAUGCUUGUUUGGGGAAUGAAAGCUAGGAGAAACUCCUUAAUGCAUUCUCACCAUCAGAAGAUUAAUAACUGGCUUUGUACAGCGUGACCUGCCCAGCUUCUGUGCAGCUUGGUGUCCUUGAGUGCCAUGUGGGCUCCCCCCUCCUCUGCAUGCAUGCCUUUUGCUUGUUGUAGUGCUUCUGGCACUUGGGCCGUAAGUCAGGUCCUAAUUUUAUCUUGUUAUCCACAGCUCGAUGGCAAUGCAACAUGAGAUAGAGCAGUGCAAACAGAAUGACAUCAGCAAGCAAACAGAUCUGCUGGUUUUGCUUCCUGAGCUUGUGGCUGUGUGCAGCGUGACCCCUGUUGUGAGCUGCCAACUGUGUCUCUUCCUAAUGCCUUGGGUUGCUUUGGUGAUCAAGGGCUGCCCAUCUGAGUGGAUAAUGCUCUGUAAAUUUGAACUCCUUCAUACCUAUAAUAUCAUAGACUCAUUAUGGUUGGAAAAGACCUUUAAGAUGAAGUCCAACUUGUCAGCCCAUCACCACCGUGCCUACUGAAAUAUAGUUCUGUUAAGCAUCAGGAGUUUGCAGUGAUGGGGCUUUUGCUUAGGAAAAGACAGCAUCCAUCUCCUCAUAUUAUGGCUGCCAGAGGAGCGAGGCAGCAGAAGUGCCAAGUACUUGGUAGUUGUAGGAGAGGGAAAAUCUGGGUGAAGGACUCAUUUAGGGUGUUCUGAUGGUAGGUUUUGAAGGAUUCCUUGGGAUACCCUUGCCUAUGCUAGGUAAAUGAAAGCUGUGUUUCUUUCUAGAUGAGGAAGCUGUAGAUUCUGGCAGCAGAGAAUGUAGGCAGGACGUCCCUGGUGCAUGAGAGGUUGAAGAGCUGCCCAGCAGCACUCAAUCACUGUGACAGCCACAUUAAUCAGAGUGUUUUUCAGGUGAUGGGGUUGAAAUGACACUUUGCAAUGACAGGAUCUGGCCAUCCGAGGUAAAGAACGUGGCAUUAACCCCAGGACUGACUCACAGAGCCUACAGGAAUGCAGCAGCAUAGCUGGGAAGGGAAGAGAGGAGAACAGAACCGGAUCUUCCUUAUGGCUCUCUGUACCUUGGGCAGAGUGCUGUACAACCAGCAUUGGGCUGAGGGUUGACGUGCUGGUUCUGAUCUCUGUACCUGCUGCAUGGCACUGGAAAAAUCCUCCUCAUGGAAAUAGACAGACGAUUGGAAAAGAAGCUGAAGAUCACGCAGAAGGAAAGCAGUAGAAAAUCCAAAUCUCCUCCUAAAGUGCCGAUCGUGAUUCAGGACGACAGCGUUCCUUCAGGUCCCCCCCCCCAGAUCCGGAUCCUGAAGCGGCCAGCCACCAACGGUGUGCUCAGCAACCCCAACUCCACCACCAGACCGGCGUUCCCUGUCAAGUCCCUGGCACAGAGGGAGGCAGAGUACGCCGAGGCCAGGAAACGAAUACUGGGCAGCGCCAGCCCUGAAGAGGAGCAGGAGAAACCCAUUCUAGAUAGGCCAACGAGGAUCUCCCAGCCAGAGGACAUCAGGCAGCCCAAUAAUGUGAUUAGGCAGCCCCUGGGCCCCGAUGGUUCACAAGGCUUCAAACAACGCAGAUAAACGUGGGCAUGAGAGGAUGCUGCAGAAAGCAGGGUCAGCCGCCACGGGUCGCACUGCUGUGGCGGACAAAUGGACUUGAGCAAAGGGAACUACCUGGUUUACUUGCACUGUGAUCCCCUUUGCUCUGCCCACUGUGACCUCCAACCCCACGCACUGUGACCUCCCUGCUCCACGCACUGUGAUCAGCAAACUGACGAGGGCUGUCCCCAGUCACUGUAAGCAGGAAGGGGAGGGGAGGGUAAAGGACUCGGACAGGUGCAAAGAGUCAUGUGUGCCACUUUGGUUCAAGCUAGUGCCAGCAAUAAUGUUUGUUGUACUUGUAACCUGGGAUUUAGGAAAAAAAUGGGAAGCCUCCCCAGACACACGUUUUGUCUUCAUCACUUUAAGAGCAAGUUCUGUUUCAAAGGAUAUCUUUUGAUUUUUUUUUUUUCCUUUUGUUUUCUGUUUGUAUAUCGGAUUGACUUUCAAGGGAGUGCAUGGAAAGGGUUUUAACUGUUUAGUUUGUUUUAACUGAGAGAGGUAGCUAAGUGUUUGAAAAGGAACUUCACUGAAUUCCUGCAACUUUAGUGGUUAGGGUUUGACAAGCUUAGCUUCUCGUUCUGUGUUUCUACCACUGCCAAGCAAACUGGACUCUGGGAUGCCCAGCCUUUCUGCUUGCCAUGGCCUGGGAGCCAGAGGAGUCCAAUGACCUGGUUUGUGUAUUGCACCUGUUAAAGCUUGGCUAGUGUUUUCUGCUGGCUUGAGGGGAAAAAAAAAAACUUUAAAUACAUCUUUUUGUAUGUGGGGAGAAGGGAAUGUAGACAGAUCCCAUGAAAAUGCCUGCUGUUUGGUUACUGCUUGCAGCAGAGCUGAUCUGCGGGGAGCUGGGGCUCUGUGACAGCUGGAUGUGCAGGCUAGGAGGGUAAUAGUGCUGCGUGGCUCUCAUUUGCUCCAUGAAAUGAACCCAUGGUGAAGAGCUGCGUUCCAUCCAGCCUGCGUGGUGGCUGAUGUGACGGCGGGGAGCGGGACGGCCGCUGCUCCGAAGGUUGAAACCGAAGUGGCUUACAAUGGACUGAAGACUCUGAUCUCUGUUACGGUACGAGCCGGUGCUGUACCUGAUACACACGCUUCUAGAAAUCACAGACAUUUAGGAACAAAAUGUGUUCAAUCAAGUCUGGAAACCUCCCCAUCGUCGUACGCUGUGGGUGGUAACAGCCAGCUUUCCGCUGGGCUUCAGGGAAUGGAUUGCUCUUGCUGCUCCUGCUCCCACGAAGAGGCAGGAUUUCAGGCAGCUUGUAGGCUGAAAGCUUCCCAGGAUGGCGGCGGUGGUGGUGGAGAAGAGCCAUGAGGAGCUGGUGUGUGUCACAGGAUGCUGUUGAACGUGGAUGCUUCCCCCGUGCGCAGUGCUGUCUGUCCUAAUGCACGCUAGACAAAGCUGGCCUGUCUUGAUAUUCCUGUCUCCAGGGAUUAGAUGAACACUAAGGCUCUUCUUGGAGGGGAUGCAACGGGCAGCGUCAGGUGUGGAGGCGUUUCUGCGUGUCGUGAGGACCUCGACUGUUCAUUCAGCUGAAAUGGCCGCGGGCCGGCGGAUUGCUGCGUGCUCAGUACCUAGAAAAUACUGUUGUUGGCUGUCAGAGGAUUAUUCUGUACGGGUGCAGUGUUGCCAGAUGCUUUGUGCUUGGCAGAUAUGGUAAAUGAGCAAACCUGAUGCCUUCUGACUGAACAGAAGUGACUGUGCCAUGCCAUGUUGUAUGGGAAACUCCCAUCUGGAAAGAUGUGGAUGGAAACACGGCUUAAAAAAAGGUAAAAUAAAACUACCUGUGUACAAAAAAGAGAUGGCAUCUGCUAGAAUGUCAGUUGGCUCCUUGACCCUGUGUCACCCUCCACGUGAGUUCCCGGAACCCUGAGUGAGUGGCGAAGGAGGGUGACGAGGUGGGAAUGGCAGAAGCCUCGUCCCACCAGGAUCCCAACCCAUCUCCGUGGCUUUAGAAGCUAUAAUCUUGCUGCUUACUGAGCUCCCUCUCAGGCUGGAGGCGCGUCUGUGAAACUGAUUUAUUUGGGGUGGGUGGGAGCAGGAGGGGAGAAGGACAUUAGCAAUAACUGUAGUCACUGCACCUUUCCUUAACGACCGCUCGAUAGCUUCUAUUCCAGAAGGCUGGCAGCUGGCACAACAACCCCGACCCCAGCUCCUGGCGUAGCUUCCCGCUACCUUGCCAAUGUUAGAUGUCUCCUCCCGUCCGUCAGGUGCCUACCACCCUUCUCCUUGCACACCCGACCUUGUUCUCCAGCACUGACCGUGCGCCGAUGCCUCAGCCGUGGCGGCUGCUCCCGACCUGCAGGCAGGGCGAGACGGCGGUCGCGGGGCACGCGCCUUCUUUCGUGGGGCCGAGAGCUUCUCCUGCCUCCCCGUCAGAGCGCGCCCGAGUAUGCAGAGAAACAUUUUAUAAAUUGUAUUUUCAAUAAAUGUGUUUAAACUUUU